UGCGGAGGUGAACGCGGAAGUAAAGACUAAGGCCACAUAAGCAUCAGGAACACGUUAGUGAGGAGUUUUAUGUCGCCGAAGGAACGAGAAUAACAACUGAACUAUGGGCCUGUGUGACCGACUGUCCCACUGUAAACCGGCGCUGGCCUUUGCCGUCUUGAUGGACUUACUGGGAGGAACUAUUCUGCUGGUGGGAGUCUUUGCCAAUCUGCAGAUUAAAGGACAAGACUAUGGAGACUUACUGGUCUAUACGGGAGCCCUGUUCGUGGUCAUGUCUCUGGCCGGUUGGGUGCUCUGGUACAGCGGGAACAUCGAGGGCCUGACGUCCAGGAAGGAGCUGGGACACAUCAGCAGCGCCGUCGACCGACUCGCUCGCAACCUCAGCCGCAAGAUCAUCACGUACAGGAGCCACCGCUGAGGAGGAUGUCAAAGGUCGCUUUCCUUUGAAAACCCUGGUGAUGCCUGUGUUUGUCAGUAUUAAUAUGAUGUACAGACACCGAACUGAACUGAGUCAAAGUGUUAAAAGCAGGUCAGAAACAUUUCAGCUGUAGAUGCUGUUCUGUUACAAAGUCAUUUCAUUUUGAAUAGUAUUUUUUCUAUUUUUUAAGUGUUGGAAUAUGACUUUUAUUCAGUAAAGCAGUUGUCUCUUGUUGCAUUUCAAUAAAAAAACUUUUUUUUUAAA
Messenger RNA from Stegastes partitus (bicolor damselfish), 682 nucleotides. RefSeq names its product transmembrane protein 238-like. The coding region runs from base 104 to 418 and encodes 104 amino acids. The transcript is spliced from 3 exons. The record is from RefSeq and is a predicted model, not a curated record. Lineage: Eukaryota; Metazoa; Chordata; Actinopteri; Pomacentridae.